Messenger RNA from Chenopodium quinoa (quinoa), 1049 nucleotides. Its product is annotated as N-terminal acetyltransferase A complex auxiliary subunit NAA15-like. Bases 109 to 726 code for a protein of 205 amino acids. The record is from RefSeq and is a predicted model, not a curated record. Gene Ontology annotation, biological process: N-terminal peptidyl-methionine acetylation. Gene Ontology annotation, molecular function: protein-N-terminal amino-acid acetyltransferase activity. Gene Ontology annotation, cellular component: cytoplasm. The transcript is spliced from 6 exons. NCBI's taxonomy places the organism in Eukaryota, Viridiplantae, Streptophyta, Magnoliopsida, Caryophyllales, Amaranthaceae.
GUUUGUUUGUUUUUUUGUUUGAAGGCUGUAAAGAAUUUGUUGAGGUUGGAUGCUGAAAACCCAGAUUCACAUCGCUGUUUGGUAAGAUUUUUCAACAAGGUGAGCUCUAUGCCUGCUCCUGCCUCUGAUGCCGAGCAGCUUGUCUGGAAUGUCUUAGAAGCAGAGCGUCAAUCUAUAAGUCAAGUGCAUGAAAAAUCUCUGAUGGAUGCAAACAUGUCGUUCUUGACGAAGCAUAAAGAUUCCUUGAUGCACAGAGCAGCAGUUGCAGAAAUGCUUUGUCUUUUGGAUCCAAGUAAAAAGUCUGAGGCUGUUAAGUUGAUUGAAGAAUCAUCAGAUGACGUGUUUUCGAUAAAUGGAGCUUUCGGCCGUGUUGGGCAGUGGAAGCUUAAGGACUGUGUUGCCGUUCACAAACUCUUGGAAAGUGUUUUGGUUGAUAAUGAUGCUGCAUCCAGAUGGAAGACACGAUGUGCCGAAUUUUUUCCUCAUUCUGUGUAUUUUGAAGGCUGCAAGAGCUCUGCUGUCUCAAAUGCCUGUUUAAACAUGACUUGGGUCAGAAUGUCGGAGAGGAAAAGGGGGUCGUGUUCCCGUGGAGUCAAAGACAAUCUAUUCCCGGCUGAUUUGCAUGUCAUACUCAGGUUAUUGAACCAUCAGAAGAAGGUCCGGGCUCUCAUGUGCGAGUCAUGCACCACACAAUUAUCAAUGUGCUUUGCAAAUGUGUAUAAUUAGGUCCAUUAUGACUAGGAUUUUUUCAUUUUUUGCCCCUCAAGAUGUGCUUUCAAUGAGAUCCUUGCUUUUGGGUUAUGAUGAUGAUUGCAUACUCCACAUUUGGAGUUUGAUUCUUCUUUUCAAGGAACUCGGGAGGGUUACAGGAGUUUUUGGAUUACAGGGUUCCUUUUUGUGAUCAAAGAAUAGAUGGAGAUGAACUGCUCCAAAUUGUUGUAUUGCUUUUCAGAUAUUCUAAAUUAUCUUUUUUGUAUAAACGCCAAUCCAUGUGAAAAAUUUUGGUCAAUUCUAUAAUCUUAGUAGAAUUCUUAUUUAGGUUUGUGCUU